Coregonus clupeaformis (lake whitefish) is the source of this 733-nucleotide messenger RNA. Its product is annotated as fibroblast growth factor-binding protein 2-like. Bases 8 to 733 code for a protein of 241 amino acids. Lineage: Eukaryota; Metazoa; Chordata; Actinopteri; Salmoniformes; Salmonidae. Gene Ontology annotation, biological process: cell-cell signaling. The record is from RefSeq and is a predicted model, not a curated record. The transcript is spliced from 2 exons. Gene Ontology annotation, molecular function: growth factor binding.
CGUCAUCAUGAGGACUGGGUGGAGGAUGGCGCUGCUGGUGCUGGCGGCUGGGGUGGUGUCAAACGCUCAAAAGACAACAACAAAGACAAACGGCACAGUCUGGGACCGACCCAUCUCAUUCAGCACCAAGAGCCGUGACUCCUGCACCAUGGUGGUGAUUGUAGCUGGGGACCAUACCAGGCUCAGGGUCUCCUGUAAGGGCCCCAGCCCACCCCAGACCCAGCCUCAGACUCGCUCCUACUACUGCGACUUCCAGGGGAAACCCAACCUGUGCAGAGCCUACAACACCAACCCCAGACACUACUUUACUCAGAUGAUGUGGGACAUGAGGAAACUGAACCAUGCCUGCCAGGGACCCAGUGUCUACAGACCUCUGAUGUGUAAGAAGGGGUCGGAUGAGGCUCAGAUGACCUUUCUGGCCUCCUGGCCCAAGCACACCACUCCUAAACCGGCUAAGACAGGCCAGGUCCAGCGCAAACCAGCCCCAGCCCAGCCCAAGGUCCCCAAGGUCCCCAGCAUCCCCCGCCCAGUCAAGCCCCAGCCCCAGCCCCAUCCAGGGAAGGGAACCGUUGGGAAGAAGCCCACCUCCAGGCCCACCUCCAGGCCCACCACCAGGCCCACCACCAGGCCCACAGAGCAGGGCGAGGCCAAAGCAGCACGCCUGGCUAACGAGUACUGCUGGAAGAGCUUCCAUGGGAUUUGUACCUACUUAAUCAGCUGGUUCCAGAACUGA